GCCGGAGCCGCGCUCAUGGCGUUCAGCCCUUGGCAGAUCCUGUCCCCCGUGCAGUGGGCGAAGUGGACGUGGUCCGCCGUGCGCGGCGCGGGCGCCGGCGAGGACGAGGCCGGAGGCGCGGAGGGCGGCCGGGAGGAGGAGGACUCACCGGCCGAGACCAGAUCCUUGAGCUUCAGCUCGGAUUCUGAAGGUAAUUUUGAGACUCCUGAAGCUGAUACUCCAGUUAGAUCAUCUCUCAAGGAAACCUGUGAGUCAUCUCUAGGAUUUGCAGAAUCUGGGGCCAAAACCCAAGAGUCCCAAGAAGCUGAGGAGCAGUUGGUUGCAGAAGUGAUUGAGAAACAUUCCUCUGAGGCUCAUUCUAGACCUUCAGAAGAUGGGGCACCAACAGUGAGCAUCGGUUCUCUGUCAGGCAGGGAUGUCAGAGGAGAACUUGAUCAUGAUGCCAGCAAAAUCUCAAUAGUGAGGCCAUUUUCAGUAGAAACCAAGCAUUCUACAGAUGUCCCAGAACCUCUUGGAACAAGAGCAGCCUGUGGCUGUGUAGCUGCUGUCUCAGAAGAUGCUUUGUCCUCUUUGGCCCCAGACACCUCCCAGGACCAGCCAGUGGCGGGAGGCAGCAUGCGGGUUUCAUUUGAGGUCCCCAAAGCUGAUCUGAAGACUGGGAGCCCCUGUCCAGAGCCUGUGGCCAGCAGAAGCAAGCUAAGAAAGCCCAAACCAGUCUCCCCAAGGAAGAAGAUAGUAGGGGGAAACUUCUCUGAGGCCGAAAUUGCUGUGGAGGGUUUGCCUCUCCCUUGCCAGUUGAUUCCUGGUGAAUGUGAUGAGAACACACAUACGUCUGUUCUAGGAGGUACCAGGGGCCAGAAACCUUCCCUUGACCUUAAAGAAGCUUCUGUUGCUUUCAGCAGUGACACCAGUGACUCAGGGGUUGAACUACAGGAGUCCAAGAACUCAUCUCUCAAACUUGAGUUUGAUUUCCCAGAAGAUAUGGAAAAUGUCGAGGCCAGCAGAGCCCUCCCAAGGAAACUUGGCAGGAAACCUGGUAACAAACUGAUGCCCAGGAUACAUAAAGAUGGCAUCAGUAAGCCAGUAGGUGUAGAACAGCCUGCAGACCCAAAAAUCCAAGAUGUCCCUCUUUCCCACAGUUCUAUUCAGCUAGAUCCUAGUCAGUGGGAUCACCCCAACUUUAACCCCUUUGGGAGCCACACCAUUCUACAAAAUUCCCCACCCCUCUCUUCUAAGGGCUCCUACCAUUUUGACCCAGAUAACUUUGAUGAAUCUAUGGAUCCCUUUAAACCAGCUACAACUUUGACAAGCAAUGACUUCUGUUCUACUACUGGUAGUCAUGUUAAUGAACUCUUAGAGUCACCCAAGAAGGCAAAGUCGCGUUUAAUAACGAGUGGCUGUAAGGUGAAGAAAUACGAAACUCAGGCUCUUGCAUUGGAUAUUUGUUCUCAGGAUGAAGGAGGAGUGAUUUCCCAGGCUUCAGACAUUUCUAAUAGGGACGGCCAUGCUACUGAUGAGGAGAAACUGGCGUCCACAUCAUGUGGUCAGAAAUCAGCUGGGGCUGAGGUGAAAGGUGAGCCAGCGGAAGACCUGGAGUACUUUGAAUGUUCCAAUGUUCCUGUGUCUACCAUAAACCAUGCGCUUUCAUCCACAGAAGCAGGCAUAGAGAAAGAGACAUGCCAGAAGAUGGAGAAAGACGGAUCUGCUGGACUUGGCCUGUUGGAAUCUUCUCUGGAGAAGGCUCCCAUGUCUGUGGCCUGCGGAGGUGAGAGCCCCCUGGAUGGGAUCUGCCUCAAUGAAUCUGACAAGACAGCUGUGCUCACUUUGAUAAGAGAAGAGAUAAUCACUAAAGAGAUUGAAGCAAAUGAAUGGAAGAAAAAAUAUGAAGAGACCCGACAAGAAGUCUUGGAGAUGAGGAAAAUUGUGGCUGAAUAUGAAAAGACCAUUGCCCAAAUGAUUGAAGAUGAGCAGAGGACAAGUAUGACCUCUCAGAAGAGCUUCCAGCAGCUGACCAUGGAGAAGGAGCAGGCCCUAGCUGACCUCAACUCUGUGGAAAGGUCUCUCUCAGAUCUCUUUAGGAGAUAUGAAAACCUGAAAGGUGUACUUGAAGGAUUUAAGAAGAAUGAAGAAGCCUUGAAAAAAUGUGCUCAGGACUACUUGACCAGGGUUAAGCAGGAGGAGCAGCGGUACCAGGCCCUGAAGGUCCACGCUGAAGAAAAGCUAGACAAAGCCAACGAAGAGAUUGCUCAGGUUCGCUCCAAGGCAAAGGCUGAGAGCGCAGCACUCCAUGCUGGACUUCGGAAAGAGCAGAUGAAGGUGGAGUCCCUGGAAAGGGCCCUUCAGCAGAAGAAUCAGGAAAUUGAAGAACUGACAAAAAUAUGUGACGAGCUGAUUGCGAAGCUGGGAAAGACUGACUGAGCCCCUCCCAUAAGCUCAGAAGGUCUGAAUCUGGCUGCUUCUGUCAUAACCACAAUUAUCUUGCCUUAUCCAGAGAGAAUUCCUCCUUUGCAGAGAAAAGUAACUUUUUUAAAAGCACAUGCCCACUGCUGCCUGUCCUGCUUUGCCUCUGAUGCAGCACCCUGGAAGGAGCUUCAGAGCCAGUUAGGAAGGGUUGAGGGUUAGGGAGUCAGAGAGAGGGGUGUGGUCCAAGAACGAGCCAGCUCCCGAGGCUCCAGGCCUCGGCACAGUGGACAGGCUGCUGAGUCUGCAUUUGAUUUCUGUCUCCAGUUCAUCCCAACACCAUCUUUACUUUUCCCAAAUUUGUUAAAUUUCCAAUUCUGUGGCUAUUGUUGUGAUCAUCUCCACCACCUGUUUGAUAUUUUUCAACCCAUUUAAUCUUAAUUUUCUUUUCAGCAACUUUGUGGAAGGAGAUCAUUUGGCUACUGUUACUCCAUCCUGUGAACAACAGGGCAGGGCUUGCUCAUGCUUACGUAUGUGCACACGCCACUUCCCUGCAGUGCAGUCAGGACUGACUUCUCUGGAGAACCCUAUUUUGAAACAGAGCCUUGGCUCCAAAUGCCAGUUUAAACACUUGGGAGGUGACUACGGUGGCAUGUGCUUAUAGCCCCAACUACUGGGAGGCUUAGACUGGACGAUCACUUGAUCCUGGGUGCUUAAGGCCAGCUUAGACAAAUCUAAAACAGAAAACAACUAAAAGCCAACACUUUAGGGGAAAUUGAAAAUACAAAGACUAUGUCCAUGGAAGACUUCUUGCCAUGCUCUUUUAUUGCUCAAGUAUCUGGGCACUCCUGAGCUUGGAUGGGUGUGACUCAUAGUCCUUAUUGCUGAAAACAUGUUUGCUUUCUGCGUGUGGAUCUCCCUCAGAGCUAGGGUUUAGCAAAUCUGCCCUGGGUCAGUUAGUGUUCUCUGCUUCCUUUGUUCAUACAAAAUCAGCCUUUGCUAUCUAUUUGAAAUAUGCAAAAACACUAUUUGUAAAAAGUUUCAUUGAUUUUAUUUGGUUAAAAGGUAACUGCAGCCUAAUAUCCAGUUGGAAGGUGAAACUUUUUUUAUGCAAACAUGAAAUAUAAUUCUAAAGAUGAAAAAAAAAAAGGAGCGACAGAUGCUUUCAUACUUAAAAGCAAAGUUUUAGCAAAAGAGGUAGUAGGAGUUCAUGAGACACAACACCCAAGUCAGCAGAAACAGCUUGAAUCCUGGGGCCGGUGGUUCAGGGAGACAGUCGACAUACACAAAACCCAACUCCCUCUUAACCCCCAAAUGAAAAUAUUCCACAUAAUGCCAUUGAGUUCCUUCCAUUUUAUAGGCAAAACCAAAUCCGUUGAUUGUUUAAAGCACUCUUUGGUCUCAGUCUUACCCCCCGAAAGUCUCUGUGGUGAGAUGCACUGCACUGAGUAGAUGUCUGUUUCUCUACUUGUGCAAGUGUUGCAUGAGACAACUCUAGCAAUGAAUUGUGCCUCAUGGAAAACCUCUGUAGAGCUUAAAAAAUGAAUGUUUCUUUAGCAGUGUGUUUAGUAUGUGAUACAAUCUUUAGCCCUAGGGAAGUCAGUAAUGUCUUUUCAAGCCAGAAGUCACAUUUUAUCAGUAUGCAUUUCUCAUAAUUGGUGCUUAGGCUAAGCUGUAUUUUGAGGCCUAUUGUCUUAAUAUUUUAUACAAAAAACCAAAACAACAGAAAGUAUCUGUGGUUGGAGAAAUGGCUUGACAAUCGUUUGUGCUUUGGAAGUAGUCACCAUGGCUUAAUGUGAACAGACAUAAUGUUAAGUUCAAGGGUCUCCUCCAUUUAUAAUCGGUUUUCUCGAAGUCUUCUUUUACAAGAGAAAUUAAUUUUUCAUUCUGGAGAAAUUAUUUUUACUGCUUUAUUUGGUCUAUAUUCAUGUUUACUUGCCUUAUAUUGGUCCAUUUUAAAUAUGAAAAGCUUAUGGUGAUUUCCAUUGUCAACCUAUAGUCAUCUUUGUUUUUCUUUUGUAUUGUUGGGAGUUCUCCCCAGACUCUUACAUAUGCUAGGUGCAUGCUUUACCAUGGAGCUCCAUUUCCAGCCUCCUAGUCAUUUUUUGAAGCUUACUGUAUAUUUUAAGACUAUAGAAAGCAUCAAAGAGAAUUGUGACAAUCCUUUCCUAACAUGCUGGGAGAAAGAGCCCUUGAAAACUACACUAUAAAUGAGGUUGCUGUGCAGGGAAACGAAAGGGCCCUUUCUGAGUAAUGCUUGAUCGUCAUGUUUCUCAGUCAUCAUUCCCAGGAAAUGUCCACCAUUCUCGCUUGGUAAAUGGAUACUCUCUAGCAGGACAAAAUAUGGCCUGCUCAGCUCACAUGGCAAGAGAACAUACUGGAUGGAAUUAAGUAAAAUAAGCCAAAAAGUUUUUAGAACUCUUAAGAGUAAGGAUAUAGUUUAAUGUUUUUUUUUCAACAUAUGUAGGAGCCAAAUUAUGUGUUUGUUAGGCAAUUACAGAAUAGGCAUGUUGUUACACACAAUCCUGGCACCAGGAGGCAGAGGCGGGAGGAUGGAGAAUUCCAGGCCAGACUGACAUAUGUAAAAUCAAGCACCAGUAUGUAACUCAGUGGUAGACCACUUGCCUCCCACACACAUUGGUUUCAAUUCCCAGUGCUAUCAAAGUAAAUAAUAAAAAUAAAAAGUAACUUAUACAAAGGUGGACAAGGGAACUGCUGGCAGAGAGAUGUUUGGAAAUACUAGAUCUCAUUGGUAUUCCCAGUCAGCCACAACAUAGGUAGUGUUUACCUCUUAGCAUGACAGACUGACGAGUUUACCAUAUCAUUGGUUAGAUAGUUGGUUCCAGUCCGACCUCCUAACAUUUAUCUACUUGGGGGAGUUCAUUAACACUGGUGACUUAGCCAAACCCUCUGUUCUGGAAAUUCUGAGAACCUUGGUCUCUUGUGUGGCUUUGAGCAUCCUCAGGGCCAGCCCACACGUGGCAGUACAGAGAGAAGCACAUGAUGGUGAAGCUCUGCAUCCUGGGAGCCUUCCCCAGUGGUGUGGGAUCUCAGGGGAGGUACCCUGUCAUUUGAGGCCACAGCUCAGGUUGGGCUUUCCUUCCAAGCCAGUGCCUCUUUCUGUCUAUCCCCAUUUGGCACCACCUGUUCACAGAUGCUUAUUUCCCAGCAGCUCUGCACUGGUUCUGUGUACUUUAAACAAAGAAAGGCUGCCCUGCACUGACAUGCAGCAGAUUGAAGUCCCAUGCACAGGUAGCACAGGGCUAGAAGCAGGAGUUUAUGCGGGAGGGUCUGCAGCUCACAGAGGGGUUUAGAGCAGCAUAGCUAAUUAGGCCUUGGGCCCACUGAGUCAGAAAUGACAGCAUAUCCUUUUAAGCAAAGUAAGCAUUCUAUCCCCGCCCCCUGAGAUUUCCUUUGGGCUUCCAUUUCAGUUGAUUGUCUUCUCCUAAAUUGUUCAUUACUGUUGUCUUUUGUAGUCCGUGACCCUGUGAGCUUGCUCUCAGACAGGUUUCUUUAUCUUCUUGUUGGAAAAAAAGAAACUAGGUAUUGAAAGAUCAAAUGAUCCAGGCAAGGGAUUUUAAAGAUGUAUAUAUUGUGAAGAGUUUUAAAGAACAGAAUAGUUUGUUUAUUAAAGAACAGAUAAACUCUGGAAAUCCCAGAAUGUCAGGCCAAAGGUCUAAGAAGUCAUCUUUCAAACAUUUUAAUAAUAAAUAAAUUACUUUGAGGAGACUUCUGUCCAAAAAGGUUUGACUGGCCUCCAGAUUGUAGUUAUUUUUGAAAAGCAAUUUACAUGGGCUAAGGAUGUAACUCAGCUGGUGACAAACUCACCUAGCAUGCCAAGUCCUUGGAUUCUAUACCCAGUACUGAAGAAGGAAAAAACAGGCUGGGGAAGGCACUUUACCACUAAUUCCUUGAGUCUCUCACAUGGAGAGUAAAAGUAAACAAACUGAUACAACUUCUCCAUACACCUCACUCUCCCAGGAAGACCUGCUCCCUUGUGCCCAAGCUUGUGUUGCCUAAACUAAAGAUUGCACUUUUCAUAGUUUCCCAUCCAAAUAUAACUCCAUUUCUGUGCCUCUGCAUGCAGUCAGACUUGGACAAACAAGAUUCCUAAGGAAUGACUUUAUUAACUGUAAUAUGGUUACAGCCAUUAUAUAAAUAUAUACAUAUAUAUCCUGGUUAUAGUUCUAUUAUGGAGAUGCUGCGUGCGAUGUUGGCCUGUGGCAAUCUGUAUAAUGCUUUUACUGUUCAGAGGAGGCCAGGCAUGGAGUUAGGUAUGGCCUGAACCUUCCUGCAUUGAGGUUUCAGUGCCAGCUAUCGAGACGCCAGUGUCCCUUGCCUUCUAGUGGUAUCUGAAUAUACUAACCAGUAGUUCUUCCUCAUCACAUCAUUAACUGACAUUCUAGAUUCACAAAUAAUUUUCAAGUGCAUAAAAAUUUGAAUUCUGAAGCCACACCCAGUCCAGACACAGCGAAGUGUGUAGGCUACACCUGUACCCUCAACCUCAGCCUGUCACAGCCCUUGAGACAGGAUCUAGGCAUUUUUUUAAACCUCUAAGGUAACAGUCAGCUUUUCAGUAUUGCUGUUAGCAAGUCUGUGUUUUCUAGUAGAUACCUAUUGUACUAAUGUGCCAACAAAAAUUAUGUAUUGCACAUCUGCUUCUACUGUAUCCCCAUGAGUGCCCUAGAAUGUGCGAGAACCCUCAUUGGAGGGGCAGUGCCACAUUGACUCCUGCUGCAGGUCUGUGUUGUGUGGAAUAAUCAUAUGCAUAGAUUUUAUAUACAUAGUAAUUUCCCUUUUUAUAUGUCAGGUAAAUAUUUGUAAAGUUAUACUCACACAAAUGAAAUUAUUAUGAUUACUAAUAUAUUUUUUCCAUGUUUCAUUGCCUGAAUAAAACUGUUUACCACUGUUA
Molecule: messenger RNA, 7312 nt
Organism: Jaculus jaculus (lesser Egyptian jerboa)
Lineage: Eukaryota; Metazoa; Chordata; Mammalia; Rodentia; Dipodidae
Gene: Tacc1
Product: transforming acidic coiled-coil containing protein 1
Exons: 13
Coding region: 16-2418 (800 amino acids)
Biological process (GO): cerebral cortex development; mitotic spindle organization; cell population proliferation
Cellular component (GO): cytoplasm
Source: RefSeq, a predicted model, not a curated record